AUGCCCUUCUCACAAGUCAGGAGCAGCCCUGGAAGGGAUGGAAAUCGACCCCCUCGCCUUCCGACAGGCUUAAGAUACGACCUGGUGCCGCUCUCAUCCCGUCCACGCAGUCGUGGUCCUCAAUCUCACCACUCUGGAAGUGACCGCCGACCACUUGCCCCCGUGCCUGAGCGUGAGCGCGAGUACUCGCCCACUUCAGAGUUGGACUCGGACUCGAGCUCAGACUACGUAUACGGACGUCCACCACGCCACCCGGUCUACCGCGCUCCGUCAUCAACAAGUUCAGGGUUGCAUUGCACGCCUUGGAUCGUCAAUAUAGAAACGAUCAACACCACGCACAGGUGCUCGGAUGCACAUUUCUUCCGCGACCCGAUCCAAGUGCAGCCCGGCGAGGUUGGCACGGUCGCCCUCCCCAUCCUCCCUCGCAGCGAGCCCUUCGGCAUCGGCCUCUCGAUCAUGACGCUCACGCCGACCAUGUUCACGCCAGGCGCACCGUUCUCGGAGCUGAACUGGCCCGUGCUGGCCGCUCAGGGGUUUUACAAGUUCGACAUCCACGUCGGCCACGUCCACGACUCGACGGACGCACCGGCGCUGUGCGACGGGCGCAGACCGACGCGGUUCAACAGCACCAUUCGCCACCGGCUUAUGCCGGGCGUGGAUCUGCUCUGGUGCAAGUAUGACGCCGACGUAAGCCCGUGGGCCAUGUUGUGUACCCCAGCGUUCGAGAUGGUGCACAUGAGGAGCUGGGCUGACGGUGUGCGGAACAGAGUCGUCGGUCAGGCCGCAGAUAUGCCUGGAAGGGUUGCCUGGAUAGAGCCGGGCGAGCAAAGUCCGCUGGAAGAGGUGUUGUAUGGGAGGCCGUCAGGACGUUGA
Molecule: messenger RNA, 873 nt
Organism: Exophiala spinifera
Lineage: Eukaryota; Fungi; Ascomycota; Eurotiomycetes; Chaetothyriales; Herpotrichiellaceae
Exons: 1
Coding region: 1-873 (290 amino acids)
Source: RefSeq, a predicted model, not a curated record